AUGGGUAUUCAAGGUCUGCUUCCAUUACUCAAAUCAAUACAACGACCAACAGAGUUAAGAAAGUAUGAUGGCGAGACAAUUGGCGUUGACGCCUAUGGUUGGCUGCAUCGAGGUGCUGUGCCGUGUGCAAUUGAACUUGCUCAAGGCAAGCCUACACGAAAAUAUGUAGACUUUGCUAUGAACCGGGUUAGGAUGCUCAAACAUUUUGGCAUCACACCUUACUUGGUUUUUGACGGCGGUUUUUUGCCCAGCAAGGCCACAACUGAGGCGUCUCGUGAGAAGCGCCGAGAAGAAUGUAGGAAGGCGGGCCUCGAACUUCUAAAAGCUGGUAAACCUUCACAGGCACAUGCCGAGCUCCAGAAAGCUGUCGACAUCACUCCCGAGAUGGCUCGACAUUUAAUUGAAGAGCUAAAGAAAGCCGGCGUACCUUAUGUAGUUGCACCUUACGAAGCCGAUCCGCAACUGGUGUAUCUGGAACGUGAGGGUCACAUCAGCGGCAUUCUCUCCGAAGAUUCAGAUUUGCUGGUUUUUGGAGCCAAGCGAUUAUUAACUAAACUGGAUCAGCACGGUCAAUGUAUUGAGAUAAACCGCAGAGACUUCUGUGCUUGUCGUGAAGUCUCUCUGACAGGUUGGACGGACGCCCAAUUUCGACAUAUGGCCAUUCUUAGUGGCUGCGACUAUCUGGAUAGUAUCAACAACUUAGGACUGAAGACCGCGCAUAGGAUGAUACGGAAGCACAAGACACCUGAAAAAGUGGUCCGCAUGCUGCAGUUUGACGGCAAACAUCGAGUCCCUACCGAUUAUUUAAAAUUGUUUCAACAAGCUGAGCAGACUUUUCUUUACCAAUGGGUCUUCUGCCCUAAGGCAGAUAAGCUUGUCAACUUUACGCAACUUAGCCCCGAGGUCAAUAUCGACGAACUCCCAUUCAUUGGCCCCCCCAUCGAGCCGGAAGCUGCCAGGGGAAUUGCUGCUGGAGACAUAAAUCCAAUCACUAAACAGACCAUUGUGCUCCAAUCCCUACCCUCGCCGAGGAAACGUACUGCAUCAGGAACUGCUCGCAAUAUGCCUCAAACCCGCACAGCCCGAGAGCCUCCUGAGAAGCCGAUCGACUCUUAUUUUAAGGGUCAUCGCCGAAUUCCUCUAGGUGAAAUGGAACCGAAUUGCUUCUCUGUUGACCCUGCACGCCUCGCUAGCAUGACUGAAAACGGUAACCGACCAAUCGUAUACCCGCUCCCGAGACCAUAUCUAGACGGAACUGCCCCUACCACAUCCGCUGGCCCGCGCGCGUAUAUCACGCGACCUGAAAGCUCCACCCGUACUCUUCGACGUCGAACUGAACCAGUGGCCAAUCUACUCGGCAAUGGUGGUCACACUUUGGCCUCUGGGUCUCGACGCCAGACUACUGGCCCAGGAAUCAACGCUCUAAACAACACCGAAAGCACAGGAGCCGCCCAUCCCGUUCGACCACCUAAGAAGGCACGUUUGUGCGACGAUGCUAGUUCGGGGCGAAGUCCCGGAAAGCAGAGAAGUAAAUUUUUCCCACGCGGUAAUGUGAAGGGCGCCACCUCCAAGAAAACAGAAGGCUAUUUAAUGUCGGAUGAUUCUAUCGAGGAAGCUCUGCAAGAUCUCCCGGACUUUGGUGGAUGGAGUGCCUUGCCAAAGGGUCAGAAGGAAGUUAUGGUUUAUCAGGAGUCGCAAUCAGUUUCGGCCGAUGCCGAAAUAUCUAAGGAUGACGAGUCAUAUAUCGAAAAUGACACCAGCGAACCCACAACCUUGAUACAGCUUCCAAACACCCCCAGCAUCGCCAAGCGCUUUAGCUACGGACAAGACCAAACGUGUAGCCAGAGCACCUCUACGUCUUCCUCGAGUCGAUCUUCACUCGCCGGAAUUACUCCGGCCACUUCCGUUAUGUCAUCUACGCCGUCUUCGUCCGUACAACUAUCGACUGGUAAGACGACGCCAGCGACACCGCUUCAGCGACUCGGCAUCAAGGCCUUGGGACGCGGUAGCCAGCCCCCUACGCCUACGUUCGCGGUCCCGCGGCCUAUGAAGCGUUCCAGUUUAGGUAGGCGGAGUAUAGACUCUAUGCCUAUUAACCCAGCUUUUGUUCCCUUGCCUCCUGUCGACUUAGAAGAGGUGGAAGCUUUACACAGGCCAGUGGGCAGCGAAGACCUGAUAAUACCGGAGAGCGAGAAUGACGAGGUUCUAGAUGAACAGGAGAACUUGGGCUCGGACAAGGGCUCGUCCGCGGCGAGCAUCCCCAAGCCAUCAUUACCAACCGACAAGAUUCCUCCCACAACGAGGAAGCGGAAAGCCGCUGAGGCGAAGAUUUCCGCAGACACCCCCGAGGUCCUUCCUAUCAAACGAGUCCUCGCCUCAGCAGCUACUACAGACGCAGCACCCCCCACUCCGAUCACCGGCAUGGAUUCGGACGAGGACUUCGUCUCGACUAUUUCGAGCGGGGAUGAUAUUAUGCAGGAUGACACCGACAAUGAUGACCUGUCGGGUGCCGAGGACUUCGAUGUAUUCGACGACGAACCCGAUGACGUGCCCGGCAUCCCUUCGCAAAAGUCCGAUAAGAAGAAAGGCGUGGCUUUUGACAUCAGCUACAAAGUAUAUACACCACACGACAUAGAGCAUCAACAAGAAGAAAUGAUCGACGAGGUUAACAUGAUCUUGGAAAUGAGUAAAGAGGAUGCUGCUAUUCUAUUGCGUCAUUUCAGAUGGAAUAAGGAACGUUUAAUCGAAGACUAUAUGGAUAACCCGAACAAGGUCCUGGAGGCAGCUGGUCUAGGUCCCAGCUCCUCUGCUCCACCAAAAUUAGAGGUCAUACCAGGUUUUGCUUGUGAUAUAUGCUGUGAGGAUGAGGUGGGUCUUCUCAGUUUCGCUAUGAAGUGCGGCCAUCGGUACUGCGUCGAAUGCUACCGACAAUACCUUACGCAGAAGAUCCGUGAGGAGGGCGAGGCAGCCCGUAUUCAAUGUCCCGCAGAAGGUUGUCAUCGCAUCAUCGAUGCGCGGUCGUUAGAUAUGCUGGUGACAACCGAACUCGCCGAUCGAUACCAAGAGUUACUCAACCGCACAUAUGUUGAGGAUAGAGAUGCCCUUAAGUGGUGUCCUGCUCCCGACUGCGAGAAUGCGGUUGAGUGUGCUAUCAAGAAAAAGGACCUAGACAGGGUAGUGCCGACGGUUGCCUGUGCCUGUGGCAACAGAUUCUGUUUUGGCUGCAUACUCAGUGAUCAUCAGCCAGCGCCUUGCGAGCUUGUCAAAAGGUGGCUUAAGAAAUGUGCAGACGAUAGCGAAACUGCAAAUUGGAUCUCUGCUAACACAAAAGAAUGUCCCAAAUGUAACUCCACGAUAGAAAAGAAUGGAGGUUGCAACCACAUGACAUGUCGAAAGUGUAAGCAUGAGUUUUGCUGGAUGUGCAUGGGCUUAUGGUCGGAGCAUGGCACGAGCUGGUACAAUUGUAACCGGUUUGAGGAGAAGAGUGGGACAGAAGCGCGAGAUGCUCAGGCCAAAUCCCGGGUAUCUCUAGAACGAUAUCUCCACUACUAUAAUCGGUACGCGAACCACGAGCAGUCGGCGCGUCUAGACAAAGACAUCUACCAGAAGACGGAGAAGAAGAUGGUGCAAUUACAGACGGCGUCAGGCAUGUCGUGGAUCGAAGUACAAUACCUAAACUCGGCGUCGCAGGCGUUGCAGACGUGUCGGCAGACUCUAAAAUGGACUUACGCGUUCGCUUUUUACCUGGCUCGGAAUAACCUCACGGAGAUUUUCGAGGACAACCAGAAAGAUCUUGAGCUUGCGGUUGAGGCGUUAUCAGAGAUGUUCGAGAAGCCCAUCUCUGAUUUGUCGGCGCCCAAGCUCAAGGUUGAUAUUAUGGACAAGACGGCCUACUGCAACCGUCGACGGGUUAUUCUGUUAGAGGACACAGCAGACAACUUAGCUAAUGGACGAUGGACUUUUAACGUAGACCUAAAGAGCAAUGCUCCGGGAGCGAGCGGGACCAGCUCUCGCGGAUAA
This is a messenger RNA of Daldinia childiae, 4020 nucleotides long. RefSeq names its product E3 ubiquitin-protein ligase dbl4. NCBI's taxonomy places the organism in Eukaryota, Fungi, Ascomycota, Sordariomycetes, Xylariales, Hypoxylaceae. The transcript is spliced from 6 exons. Gene Ontology annotation, molecular function: 5'-flap endonuclease activity; 5'-3' DNA exonuclease activity; DNA binding. Gene Ontology annotation, cellular component: nucleus. The record is from RefSeq and is a predicted model, not a curated record. Gene Ontology annotation, biological process: DNA double-strand break processing; mismatch repair; DNA recombination. Bases 1 to 4020 code for a protein of 1339 amino acids.